Molecule: messenger RNA, 1212 nt
Organism: Geosmithia morbida
Lineage: Eukaryota; Fungi; Ascomycota; Sordariomycetes; Hypocreales; Bionectriaceae
Product: alpha-1,2-mannosyltransferase
Exons: 1
Coding region: 1-1212 (403 amino acids)
Source: RefSeq, a predicted model, not a curated record
AUGCUGGGUGACUGGCUUAUCAAGGCCGGGAUAGCGCCUAUCGUUCCAACCAUUAUUAUACUAUCAGCAUGCAUUUUUCUGUGCCUCUCUGUGGUCUCUGGAAAAGUGAGAGCAAGAAUUAUCGGGUCGCCAUAUCUGAAGUCGACCCCCGCAGAUCUCAACGAGAAGGCAACUGGAAACCUCUACAAGAUACCGGUACCCCCACCCUACCCAGAAUGGUCGAUUGAGACGACCAAGCCACUGCCGUAUCGGGCGUUCCGCUAUGGCCCCAAGUACCAUGUCACCAUGGGGCUGAGAACCGUCUCAUCGGAUGAGUGGAUCGAGCUCGACAAUCACUUUCCCAAAUACCAUGCCGAUAAGGCUGCUCGCAUCAGAGACCGAGGUAAAAAGUGCGUCGACACGCACCCGGAUGCCUUGGAUGCAGCUCUAGAGCUCUUGGAGGAGCUGGCCAACUACCUCCCCGCCAGGUACCCAAGUCUGUUCCGGAGGACGGCCGUAGGCAUCGACAACCUCUGGUCAGGCGAGACCUUCAACGUUGUGGAGAGGCCACUAAAGGAGGACCCCAUGGCCAUCUGCGCACGUCUCGUUCAGGACGACCUCGCCAUCAUGAUACCCCAGCCUGACGGGCAGUACAAGCUCCUGGCGGGCGCCAUCCUGUUGGCUGGGUUUUGGAGGCUCUCUGACAAGUAUGGCAUGACGCUGUCUGAGAUCCACACUUCGGGCGAUGUGCCGCAUUUCAAACAGAAGCUCGAGGGAAGCAUGAACAAGUUUUUCCAAAGGCUCAAGUGCGACACCGUUUACUGCCGCAACAACUAUUUCCUCCAGGUAGACGACUCACUACCCUGGAGUCAUAGCAUUGGCGAUGAGGAUGCUCCACAGGUAAGCUGGAGCACGGCCGAGAAGAACAAGACCAUUGAGCACCAUUGGUUCCGUUCUGAGCGUCAGUCUCUACGCAGGCUGCCAAAGUCUCGGGCUGUCGUGUUUACGGUCAGGACUUAUUUCCACCCGAUUAAAGAGAUUGUCGAGGAGAAAUAUGUCCCUGGCAGGUUGGCAAGCGCUGUUCGCAGCUGGGACGGUUUCGUGGCUGAAUACAAGGGCAGAGAAAAGUACGGGGAUGUUCUUCUAGAGUAUCUUGAUAAAAAGCACGAGGAGCAGCUUGCCAAUGGUCUGGACCUGGAACGUGAGGAUGAGGUUAGAAAAUAUCCGUGGUGA